Messenger RNA from Rotaria sp. Silwood1, 675 nucleotides. Lineage: Eukaryota; Metazoa; Rotifera; Eurotatoria; Philodinida; Philodinidae. The record is from the annotation of a GenBank genome assembly.
AUGAAUUCCACUACAAUUACUUUAACAGUUUAUCUUGCUAACAUUCAAAUUCAAAUUAUUCGCUAUUUACUCACUAUAACAUUGAUUAUUGGAAAUUUAAGCAAUUUUACUAAUAUUUUAAUUUUUUCUCAGCACUCUCUCAGAUCUCAUAUCUGUUCAUGGUACUUUAUUGGUUCAUCGAUUGGUCAUCUACUCUAUCUCAAUAUGGGAUGUUUAACCCGAGUUAUUUGGGCAUGGACACAUGUUCUUGUUCUUUUCAACAUUCGACAUACUGGUCAUCAUCAAAUAGCUCCAACAACACUAAUAGAUUUAAACCAUGAAAUACGAUAUCGAAGACGACGACUUCGUAAGAAAGAUAUUCAAUACAUCAAGCUAUCUCUUAUACAAGUAGCUGCUUAUAUUGUUUUCAAUACACUUCAUGGUUACAAUACAAUUCAUGAAGUUAUUACACAGAAUCAAAUUAAAACUCCUGAGCAACGAGCUAUUGAAGGAUUUUUGAGUGGAACUGGUUUGAAUCUUCAUUAUGUCUAUACUGGAAUUACUUUCUUUCUUUAUACAUUGGCAUCUGAAACAUUUCGACAAGCUUGUAUUUUGUUUUGGAAACGUUUGUUAAAACAUCUGUUACAUUUAAUGUUUUUUCGAUCUAAUCAUCAAACGACUGUUCAAAUUGCUUAA